This is a messenger RNA of Ziziphus jujuba (common jujube), 721 nucleotides long. RefSeq names its product major strawberry allergen Fra a 1.05. The transcript is spliced from 2 exons. Gene Ontology annotation, molecular function: signaling receptor activity; abscisic acid binding; protein phosphatase inhibitor activity. NCBI's taxonomy places the organism in Eukaryota, Viridiplantae, Streptophyta, Magnoliopsida, Rosales, Rhamnaceae. The record is from RefSeq and is a predicted model, not a curated record. Gene Ontology annotation, biological process: defense response; abscisic acid-activated signaling pathway. Bases 80 to 562 code for a protein of 160 amino acids. Gene Ontology annotation, cellular component: cytoplasm; nucleus.
GUUCUUCAAAUUUCAGAACCAAAUUCCAAGUCUUCAUUCUUCCUUUGGUAUCAUUUUAUGAACCAUUUUAGUGAUCAUCAUGGCUGUUCUAUCUUAUGAAUCAGAGUUCAGUUCCUCUAUUCCUCCUUCUAGGCUGUUCAAGGCUUUUGUUCUUGAUGCAGACAACCUUUUUCCAAAGAUUGCUCCCAAUGCAGUUAAGUCUGUUGAAAUAAUUGAAGGAGAUGGAGGUGCUGGAACCAUCAAGAAGAUCACCUUCGGUGAAGGCAGCCACUUCAACUAUUCAAAGCAAAAGAUUGAAACAGUUGACAUAGACAACUUCGUCUACGCCUACAGUUUGAUCGAAGGAGAUGCCUUGACAGACAAACUUGAGAAAAUCUCUUACGAGACCAAGUUUAUAGCAGCUGAUGGAGGAUCAAUCAUCAAGACUGUCAGCAAAUACCACACCAAAAGCAAUGACCACGACAUCACAGAAGACAAAAUCAAGGCUGGGAAGGAAAAGGCUUCUCAUCUCUUCAAGGUUGUUGAGAAGUACCUUCAAGAGAAUCCUGAUGCCUACAACUAAAACAAGUUUUACCACUACAUGUUGUUCAUUGAAGUGUGGUUUCCUGUUGUUAUGCCCAUCAAUAUCUGGGCUUGUUUUUCUUCUCAGAAUUUUGUGGUGUGAACAUUUGUAUUUCUUUAUUAUGAUCAGAUAAGACAUUUGAUGAGUGAUAACCGAAUA